Molecule: messenger RNA, 801 nt
Organism: Mycena indigotica
Lineage: Eukaryota; Fungi; Basidiomycota; Agaricomycetes; Agaricales; Mycenaceae
Exons: 9
Coding region: 37-801 (254 amino acids)
Molecular function (GO): calcium ion binding
Source: RefSeq, a predicted model, not a curated record
CUCUUGUCUUCUCCCCUCACGCAACAACACCCAACGAUGUCUUACGGCGGCGGCGGUUACGGCGCUCCUCAGGGCGGAUACGGUGGACAUGGUGGUGGAUAUGGCGCGCCGCCUGGUGGGCCGCCUGGUGGUGGAUAUGGUGGCGGGGGCGGAUAUGGCGGCGGGGGUCACGGUGGGUAUGGUGGGCAGCAGGGCGGAUAUGGGGCAGCGGGCCAGCCGGGCGGCUUUGCGCCUCAAGGCCACGGUGGCGGGCCUCCUCCCGGCGCUGACCCUCAGCUGUGGCAGUGGUUCUCAACGGUCGACACAGACAGAUCCGGCGCGAUAACGGCGCCUGAACUUGAGCGCGCGUUGAUUAAUGGCGAUUGGACCCCAUUCGACCUCGAUACCGUCAAGCUGCUCAUGACCAUCUUUGACACGGACCGUAGUGGGACCAUCGGCUUCAACGAGUUUGCCGGGCUGUGGAAGUACAUCAAGGACUGGCAGAACGUCUUCAAGCACUUUGACCGGGACCGCUCCGGGUCGAUCGAUGGGAACGAGCUGCGCGACGCCCUCGCCCAGUUCGGAUUCAACCUCUCGCCGCACCUCCUCGUGCUCGUCCAGCGCAAAUACGACAUCAAAGCCUCUUCGGCCGGCGGCCCCCCUGGACGCGCACCCCCGGGCAUCACGUUCGACCGCUUCGUGCGCGCGUGUGUCGUCGUAAAGCAGCUCAGCGAGGCCUUUGGGCGGCUCGACACCCAGCGCUCGGGGUGGAUCCAGAUCGGAUACGAGCAGUUUAUGGAGACGGUGCUGUCGCUGCCCUGA